Messenger RNA from Cheilinus undulatus (humphead wrasse), 3538 nucleotides. RefSeq lists its product as uncharacterized. Gene Ontology annotation, biological process: protein ubiquitination. NCBI's taxonomy places the organism in Eukaryota, Metazoa, Chordata, Actinopteri, Labriformes, Labridae. The transcript has 5 exons. Gene Ontology annotation, molecular function: protein binding; zinc ion binding; ubiquitin-protein transferase activity. The record is from RefSeq and is a predicted model, not a curated record. Bases 92 to 3538 code for a protein of 1148 amino acids.
GUCAGAGUGUUGGCAGAGCUGCAGGAGAGGAGACGUCUCUCUGUUUCUCUCUGAAGACUAAUUCAACUGAAGACAAACACUGGUUGUAGAGAUGUCUGCUGCCAGCUGUCUGCUGACUGAAGAUCAGUUCCUGUGCUCCAUCUGUCUGGAUGUCUUCACUGAUCCUGUCACCUUAUCAUGUGGACACAACUUCUGUCAAAAGUGCAUCACUAAACACUGGGAUAGUAAUGUCUCUUGUCAGUGUCCCAACUGUAAGAAGGUCUUCAACACAAGACCAGAACUACAUGUUAAUACCUUCAUCAAGGAGAUGGCUGCUUGGUUCAGACAGUCAGCUCAGCAGAAACCCAGCAGCAGCAGCUCAGAGAGACAAGUUUCCAAACCAGGAGAAGUUCCCUGUGACAUCUGCACUGGAACCAAAGUGAAGGCCCUGAAGUCCUGCCUGGUGUGUCUGGCUUCUUACUGUGAGACUCACCUGGAGCCUCAUCUGACCAAGUCAGGUCUGAAGAGACAUCAGCUGAUGGACCCUGUGGAGAACCUGGAAGACAGGAUGUGUGAGAAGCACGACAAACUGCUGGAGCUGUUCUGUAAGAACGACCAGAGGUGUGUCUGCGUGCUGUGCUCAGUUACAGACCACAAGACUCAUGAUGUUGUUCCUCUGAGAGAAGAAUAUGAAGGAAAGCUGGCCGAGCUGGGGAAGACAGAGGCUGAAAUUCAGCAGAUGAUCCACAGGAGACAACAGAAGAUUAAAAACCUCAAACAUGCAGUGGAGCUCAGUGAAAAAAAUGCAGGCAAGGAGAUAGCACUAAGUGUUCAAAUCUUCAACGCAGUGAUAGAUACUGUGCAGAGAAACCUCAACAGUCUCAUCAACAGCAUCAAAGUGAAGCAGAGAGGGACGGAGAAACAGGCUGAAGGUUUCAUCAGAGAGCUGGAACAGGAAAUCUCUGAGCUGGAGAAGAGACGUGCUGAGGUGGAGCAGCUCUCACGCUGUGAAGACCACCUCCAACUCCUCCAGAACUUCACGUCUCUGAACGCUGCUCCACCCACCAAGGACUGGACUGAAGUCAGAGUCCAUCCACCUUCAUAUGAGGGGACUGUGGUGAGAGCUGUGAAGCAGCUGAAGGAGAUCAUCAGUGAACAGAUGAAGAAGCUGAUCUUUGAGGCCAAGCUGAAGAGAGUCCAGCAGUAUGAGGUGGAUGUGACACUAGAUCCUGAUACAGCACAUCCCAAUCUCAUCCUGUCUAAUGAUGGAAAACAAGUUAAACUUGGUAAUGUAAGAAAGAAACUCCCAGACAAUCCAGAGAGAUUUGAUUAUUGUGUAAAUGUUUUAUCAAAGCAGAGUUUCUCUUCAGGCAGAUUUUACUACGAGGUUCAGGUUAAAGGGAAAACAAAGUGGGAUUUAGGGGUGACCAGAGUGAUCAACAGGAAGGGAAAAAUCACACUGACUCCUCAGAACGGUUUCUGGACGAUACGGUUGAGGAAUGAAAAUGAGCACUAUGCUUGUGCUGGCCCUGAUGUUCGUCUCUUUCUGAAGUCUGGUCCUGAGAAGGUGGGGGUGUUUGUGGAUUAUGAGGAGGGUCUGGUCUCCUUUUAUAACGUUGAUGCUGCAGCUCUGAUCUACUCCUUUACUGGCUGCUCCUUCAAUGAAAAAAUCUACCCAUACUUUAGUCCCUGCAUCAACAAUGAUGGUAAAAACUCUGCUCCUCUGAUCGUCUCUCCUGUCAGUCACAGUAAGACAGCGGUAGUGAUAGAUGUAGCGAUACCGAGCGACAGCAACAUCAGGGAGAAGGAACACGAGAAGCUGGAGAAAUACCAAGGACUGAAGGAGGAGCUAGAGAAGAUGUGGGGUGUGAAGGAAACAGUGGUGACUGGGGCACGGGGGGCUGUAACCCCCAAGCUGGGUGGAUGGCUCCAGCAGGUUGUAGAGAUGUCUGCUGCCAGCUGUCUGCUGACUGAAGAUCAGUUCCUGUGCUCCAUCUGUCUGGAUGUCUUCACUGAUCCUGUCAGCUUAUCAUGUGGACACAACUUCUGUCAAAACUGCAUCACUAGACACUGGAAAUCUAAAGCCCCUUAUCGGUGUCCCAACUGUAAAGAGAUGUUCUCCACCAGACCACAGCUGAAGAUCAACACCUUCAUCAAGGAGAUGUCUGCUCAGUUCAGACAGUCAGCUCAGCAGAAAUCCAGCAGCAGCAGCUCAGAGAGACAAGUUUCCAAACCAGGAGAAGUUCCCUGUGACGUCUGCACUGGAACCAAAAUGAAUGCCCUGAAGUCCUGCCUGGUGUGUCUGGUCUCUUACUGUGAGACUCACCUGGAGACUCAUCUGACCAAGUCAGGCCUGCAGAAACAUCCCCUGAUGGACCCUGUGGAGAAUCUGGAAGAAAGGAUGUGUGAGAAACACGACAAACUGCUGGAGCUGUUCUGUAAGAACGACCAGAGGUGUGUCUGCAUGCUGUGCUCAGUUACAGACCACAAGACUCAUGAUGUUGUUCCUCUGGAAGAAGAAUAUGAAGGAAAGAAGGCCGAGCUGGGGAAGACAGAGGCUGAAAUUCAGCAGAUGAUCCAGAAGAGACGAGUGAAGAUUGAAGAGCUCAAACACUCAGUGGAGCUCAGUGUUGGAGUCUUCACCGCACUUAUACAGACUGUGCAGAGAAACCUGAACAGGCUCAUUGACUCAGUCAAGGAGAAGCAGAGAGAGAUGGAGAAACAGGCUGAAGGCUUCAUCAGAGAGCUGGAACAGGAAAUCUCUGAGCUGGAGAAGAGACGUGCUGAGGUGGAGCAGCUCUCACGCAGUGAAGACCACCUCCAACUCCUCCAGAACUUCACAUCUCUGAACGCUGCUCCACCCACCAAGGACUGGACUGAAGUCAGAGUCCAUCCACCUUCAUAUGAGGGGACUGUGGUGAGAGCUGUGAAGCAGCUGGAGGAGACCAUCAGUGAACAGAGGAAGAAGCUGAUCUGUGAGGUGGAGCUGAAGAGAGUCCAGCAGUAUGAGGUGGAUGUGACACUAGAUCCUGAUACAGCACAUCCCAGACUCAUCCUGUCUGAUGAUGGGAAACAAGUUUAUGAUAGUGAUGUAAGAAAGGAUGUCCCAGAUAAUCCAGAGAGAUUUGAUCUGUGUCCAAAUGUCUUAUCAAAGCAGAGUUUCUCUUCAGGCAGAUUUUACUACGAGGUUCAGGUUAAAGAGAAGACUGACUGGACCCUGGGAGUGGCCAGAGAGUCGAUCAACAGGAAGGGGGUUUUCACACUGACUCCUCAGAACGGUUACUGGACGAUAAUUUUGAGGAAUGAAAAUGAGCACAAGGCUUGUGCUGGUCCAUCAGUCCGUCUCUCUCUUCAAUCUGGUCCUGAGAGGGUGGGGGUGUUUGUGGAUUAUGAAGAGGGUCUGGUCUCCUUUUAUGACGUUGAUGCUGCAGCUCUGAUCUACUCCUUUACUGGCUGCUCCUUCACUAAGAAAAUCUACCCGUACUUUAGUCCUUGUUUAAAUGAGUGUGGGAAAAACUCUGCUCCACUUAUCAUUUCUCCUGUCAGACACACUGAAUAG